Molecule: messenger RNA, 3190 nt
Organism: Cyprinodon tularosa
Lineage: Eukaryota; Metazoa; Chordata; Actinopteri; Cyprinodontiformes; Cyprinodontidae
Gene: spa17
Product: sperm autoantigenic protein 17
Exons: 6
Coding region: 215-2317 (700 amino acids)
Molecular function (GO): calmodulin binding
Source: RefSeq, a predicted model, not a curated record
UUGAGACGACUAACUGUUGUGUUUGUACAUUUUAAAUAUUUACUUUAAGAAGCUAACUCUUUAAUAUAUAGUUAGGCCUAAUUUCUAAGGUCAGUUAGCUAAAUUUAGAUCCCAUUAAAACCCACAUUUUAAUUAAAAAAAGAAAGAAAGAAAAGGAAACGAGUAGAAAACGUCUAUAUUUCGUGGUUAUAGUUGGUAUCAGACAGCUCUGGAGAUGUCAGUGCCUUUCUCCAACACUCACCUGAGAGUCCCGCGAGGUUUCGGAACACUUUUAGAGGGACUGGCCCGAGAGGUUCUCCGGGACCAGCCUGACAACAUCCCCGCAUAUGCAGCGCAGUAUUUCGACAAACUUCUAAAAAAAAGAGAAGAAAGUGGGGCGGAUCCUGCUGAGUGGGCUGCCAGACUAGAAGACAGGUUUUACAACAAUCCUGCCUUCAAGAAUACAGAGACAGCAGGUCCUGAAGUAGAAGCUGCAGCAGAGGCCGGAUCUAAAGAAAAGUCAACUGACUCCCAAACGGAAGAAGAACCAAGUCUUUCAGUCGAAGAAGCAACACUUUCCACUGAACAGUUUCCUAAUGCAGAUAAAACGGAUUCAGCUGGAAGCUCAGCUGAUUACGAAAAUCAUGAUACAACAGAAGAACUCACCGUUUCACAUGAAUUACAGCAUACAGAAAACACAUCUGUUACUGAUAAACAACCAGAUGAACAGAGUAGUACAGAAAAAGCUAAAACUAAUCAGGUUGACAGACCAGAACGUGAAGUCGAUGUUAACCCCGUUCCAAAAUGUACAACACACGAGCCUGAUAUACAUCUCUCUAAUUUGAUGGCAGCCAAAGAAAUAUCAAAUGUAGAUAUGAGCGAGGCAGGAGUGUUUGGAUAUGAGGAAGAAGAUACACCAGAUAAUACUUCCAAAAUUGAGGAGAUUGUUAGCUCCAAAGGAGAGGAAGGUGUUAAAGUAUCAGAACUAGUUGAGAGCCUUCAAUAUUUUGCUCUUGGUGAUGCAGAUGUCUGUGCUUCAGAGCUUGGAGGAUCAAAAAGAACAUUAGGAGAUGGUAUCUCUAAAGAAGAUGCAUAUAGUGCAGAAGAGGAAGAAACUGGUUUUAAAAUCCCUCCAGAAAACCAUCAGGGAGUACAUAAUGAUGAACAAGAAGCAGAUGAGAGGGAAACAGAAACUGACUCUUCUCAUGAGGAAACCAAUAAAGGAUUACUUCACUCUGAGAAAUGCUUAGAUAACAACUCCUUACCAAAGGAAGAUUCUUUGGUUGAGAUUAGUUUUGAGGAUGAUGCGGAGGAUAGGUGCAUUUCUGAAGUUGUGGGAAAAGAUCUUGCGAAGGAUGCUGCGAUGGAGGAUACGAUGACUAAUGUAUCAGAAAUGGCCCAACAAGACGAGUUCAAGGAGCUUGUAUCAAAUUCACCCGAUUUGAUUGAAUCAGACGGUCAAGAUAAAGCUGCAAUGAUGAUCAUAAGGAAGGAAGUUAUGUCAGAAGAUGAGGAAAUACAAAGCCACGAGGCACCAUUUAAUACUCUGAAAGAUAAAGAGGAAACAAAUCCUUUAGAUGAGAGUAAUGAUGAUGAAAGAGAGAUAGGUAGUAAAACCCCUGAAUUGGAAAACAAAAUUAAAGAUCUGGAAGUAGAUCCUAAAAAUGAUCAUGAAAUGCUUGAUGAAAAACUCAACCUAAAUAGAGAGAUGGAAGAUAAUAAUCCAUCUAAUGAGCAGGACGCUAAAGAAGAUGAAACAACACACACAGUUAGUACUGAAAGCUACAGUGAGAUGGAUGAUCAGGUCAUUAAUAAAAUGGUAAUACCAAACCCAUCACUUCUCACUGACUUAAAAAUGGCUGUGACAGAGAACAAAACCUUGGAGCAAAAUCAAGAACAUCUACCAGAACAGAAUGAGCAAAGUCCCAGAAUAGUUGGAGAGUCAGAUGAUGUUGCAGAAGAAAAGCAGGACACAUUGAAACAAGAAGAAGAAAUGGCUAAUUCUGAAGUGCAAGAGCCGAGUGAGAAACUGGAAAAAGAGGAGGCUAUCCUCUCCACUGUUUGUGCAGAUUUGACAGCUGAUGACCAUAAGGCGGAGGAAAGACCUGCUGCAUUUGAGGAGGACACCACAGAAUCUGGAAACAUCAAUGACAAGCAGGAGGAGUGCAGCCGACCCCAGGAGGAGGAGGACAUCAUGGACAUCCCCCUAGACGACCCGGAGGCCAACAGAGCUGCUGCCAAGAUUCAGGCUGGCUUUCGCGGCCACAUGACUCGUAAGAAGAUGAAGCCAGAGGACAAAACCGAAGGGGAGGAGAGACAGGAAGAUCGGGGGCAGUAGAGAGAGACGACACAUCUGUGCCGGAGCAGUGAUGCCCCUGGCCUGACCUGAGUGAUGAGAAGGAGAAGAGUCAAGAGGAGGUGGUGAGAGAGGGCUGGCACAAGCUGGUUUUCUGGCUUACCUUUUUAACCCUGCCCCCUGCACAAAUGAUUCCCUUUUUUUUCUAACAUGAGUUAGCUCUAGAGAAUGAACAGUGUUGAGGGUGUGUUAUGUGAAAUAUUUGUGAACUUUAACACUCCCUCCUUGCUUCUUCGAUGGCCUCAUCAAUGCGGAUAUGUUUGACCCAGAAUUUGCAACUCACUGCAUGUACUUGUGAAACUUCUGGUACUGUGCUAGUUUUUAGAUCAUGAUCUGUGAAUGUGAAAAAUGAAUGUCCUCCAAAUGCUAAACAGGGCUUAUGUUUUUUGAAUGGAUCAGUACAUAUAUCCUGUGUAUACACCUUGUAUGCAUCACUUUUGGUGAUUAGUGGCCUAUCAUGUUUGUUGAUUUGUAGUGUUUAUUGCAGUGCUUGUAUUUUGACAGUUAUCUGAUUUGCUUACAAAAUUAUUAAAGCAUCCAAAUCACCAAAAGAAAGUAGCUAUGUAUGUUCUAUUUGUUCUUUUUAUUUUUUUUGACCGCCUGAUAAGUCUUUUCACAACUCCAAGCAUUUUUUCUAUAAAUCUGAUCUUCCAGAGCAUUAAGCAUGCAGUAUCUCCACUCUUAUCCAUAUGCAUUUUAGUACAGCAUUACCUUAUAUGACAGUUCUAUAUGCUCUCUUUUUGUGUUGUGUAUUAUGAGUUUUAAAUACCCUUUAUGCUUCAAAAAUUAACAGAGUAAAAUCAGAGUUUUGGUGUAGAGACAUGGCAUUACACUAAUAAAUCCAUUCCAACCACA